AUGACACUGCAGAAUCCGGAUCGUGGAGACUUUUUGGAAUCGGUGCCACUGCACUCUAUCGUAAUGGAAAAGACCAGCCCAGCUGAACAAGCGCACGGCAUGAAUAUACCGCAGUCUACGCUUUUCACAAGUGAUUUCAACGAUGAUGAUGGUGGUGGUGGUGGGGGUCGUUAUUUGCAUCCUCCAAGUUUGCCCCCCAUCAGGAACCAAGUGCUACUAAAUCGGAUCGCGACGGGUAGAUUGCGUCGACCCCAAUCGGAAUCCCCCGCGUUGCCUCCAUCUUUGACGAUGUCGGAAUUCAACAAUAGUCACAAUGCGAAAUUGGCCAUUAAAGGUCGCGCCAUGAUGGAGUUGAUUGUGGGCGACUUGAUCGAUGAAGCGUGCCCGCUUUUAAGCGAAGAUGAUCUCGUUGCCCUUCGGGCUCGGUUGAUGUCGCGGGAGUUAUUAGCUAGGUUUGCGUUUGCUUAUCUGUUGGUCGACGCUGCGAGGUACAAGUCAUCAUCUAGUGACGCUGAUUCUGCUGCUGGGGCUGACACAAAAACUAGCACUGGCACUGACAUUGACGUUGACGUGGAUGACGAGAUGGAGGUUCUCAGCCGUGUCUUUUUAGCAUACGUUGCUGGGUUGGACAUUGAAGGCUACGGGAAAAGAGACAUCCAACCCUGGUUGAAGAAAUUGUACGAGCCCGUGCUUAAGGAUUUGGAACUUGCAGAUGGCUCACUAACGAAAGUUGCCUUGCUUGAACUAGAUAGUUUAAUCAGAUUGGUGUCUUACACCAUGCAUGUUCCUCAACCGAAACUUGAUUGUGGUGUUAACCGCAUUCAAUCAGAUGAGUUCUUGGUUCGCUUUGAGCUCAACAAGCAGCUUUUAGGCGUCGGGUUCUCUACUAUCAGCGCUGAAGAUGCGAGGGCUCUGGCAGCAAGAAAUAUAGUUGAUAGUCCACUCAAGAGAAGACAAGUUGUUGAAAUUCUCAAAAAAAGCGAUUAUUUGAAAAAUGUGGAUGCUGGGGGUAAAAGAGUGCCCAACGCUAGUACUCCACCACCACCACCACCACCGAUGCUAGGCAGCAAUAGCUAUAGUAUGUUCAAGACUAGUCCAUAUAGACAACAAGCGCCACCACAUCGACCAACAUAUUCACAGGGAUCGCCCUCUGUGCACUAUGCACAGACAAGCCAGCCGGGACCACCAAGCGGAUUCCAUCAGCUGCAACCGAGGUACGAGUACAACUAUGGCCAGCCACAAUUUGGCGGAGUUUCAGCAUCUGUCCCGCCUGCAAUGCCGCUGGCAAUGCCUCUGGCAAUGCCACAUCCCUUCAAUGGGUAUAUGCCGCAACAAGCAAUCCGAUGGCAAAGCAUUGUUGCAGCAAUGGACAGCGAUAUCCCCAUCCUAAGUCUCUCCCACACAGAGGUCUAUAAGGGAGCGCGCGCUGAAUUGUAUGCCAUGCUAGGACCACUACAGUUGAGGCCCGAGUAUUGCGAUGAACAAAUCGGAAACGAAUUCCACUGCUUGUGCUCGUUGAACAACACUAAACUCGGCUACGGCAUCGACACAAGCAAGAAGAAGGCGGCGCAAAAGGCUGCCAUGGCUGCUCUAAUGAACAAAAAAGAGUUGAUGAAAUUCAAAACUGCUGCUAAAAAUUAA
Molecule: messenger RNA, 1641 nt
Organism: Lodderomyces beijingensis
Lineage: Eukaryota; Fungi; Ascomycota; Pichiomycetes; Serinales; Debaryomycetaceae
Source: the annotation of a GenBank genome assembly